This is a messenger RNA of Phragmites australis (common reed), 2343 nucleotides long. RefSeq lists its product as uncharacterized. The transcript has a single exon. The record is from RefSeq and is a predicted model, not a curated record. Bases 514 to 2061 code for a protein of 515 amino acids. NCBI's taxonomy places the organism in Eukaryota, Viridiplantae, Streptophyta, Magnoliopsida, Poales, Poaceae.
UGUCGAGCCCCAGACGCCAUUAAAAGCGGGUGCCCCGGGCAACCAUCCCUUCCCCUUUCCCAACUUCCCACCCCACCCCUACAUGUCGUCGCGUUCCUCCCCGCGCUCGUGCUCCUGCAUCUUCCCACUCCCCACGCCCUCGCACUAAUGGCGAAGGCUGUUUGUUAAUAGAGGUAACAGCCGGCUAACCCACCGUCCGUCGUUUCUUGGAUUCUGCGCAUCUUCCAGUUUAGAAGAGUUUUGCUUUGGUUUCUUGAUUCCUUCCGAUUACGGCAUUCUCUGGGGCGUGGAUUUGGUUGUGGGGAGGAGGCUAGUUGAAGAUUUGUGGUGGAAUCUGUGGGGGAAUUGAUGGUGGGGUUCAUGAAAUGGGUGCAUGAUUGGUUGCUGUGGGACGCGUUCUUGGAGUGCGGAGGGAUCAUGAGGCCGCCUAUUAGAUAGCGGCUGGAGAGGGAGAGGAAGCUGAGGGGGAGGCCGCCAAUAGCACCCACCACCCCGAGGCGCGAGUCACCAGCCAUGGGGGAAGACCUCGUCACCACCCUGUCCAUGGAGAACGGCGGAGGCCACCACGGCCCCUGCACGUUCCUCUCCAUGGACCCGUCCGGCAACCUCUCCGCGCCGGACGACCGCGCCGUCGGCGUCAUGAUGCAGGCCCUCAUCGGAGGGGGCGUCGGCGUGCACACACACGCCGUGUCGCCCUCCGGCGCGCCUCCGCUCGACAUCAACCAGCCGUGGCAGACGGACCUCUGCGACAUGCUGGACGUCGGCCUCAGGCCACAGGUGUACAGCGCCGAGGCCGUGCUCAGCUGUGCUCCCAAGGCCGGGAGCCGCAAGGCCGCCAAGCGCGGGGACAGCAUCUGGGGAGCCUGGUUCUUCUUCACCUUCUAUUUCAAGGCCCUGCUGUCGGACAAGUGCAAGGACAAGGUUAUCCGGGACACCAACGGCGUGCUGGAGUUUGACAAGUCGGACCUCCGGCACGACAUGUUCCUGGUGCAGCACGACAUGGAGAACAUGUACAUGUGGGUGUUCAAGGAGCGGCCGGAGAAUGCCCUUGGGAAGAUGCAGCUGAGGAGCUACAUGAACGGGCACUCGCGGCCUGGUGAGCCGCAGUUCCCGUUCAGUGCCGACAGGGGAUUUGUCCGGUCGCACCGGAUGCAGCGUAAGCACUACCGGGGGCUCUCAAACCCACAAUGUAUUCAUGGGAUUGAGGUGGUGAGGUCACCAAAUCUUGCAAGGCUCGCCGAUGUUGACCUGAGGAGGUGGGCAGAGCUUACAGGGAGGGAGCUCAAUUUCGUAGUCCCGCAGGGGGCCAGUGAUUUUGGGACAUGGAGAACUAUGCCGAGCUCAGAGCUUGAGCUUGAGAGGCCACACCCUGUCAUGAAGAGCAAUGGUAACCAAAACCCAACGAAGCUGCUAAAUGGAUCAGGCUUGAAUUUGUCAUCACCGUCGAAUCUUUCAGGAGAAGAUGGUAUUGAUCUCUCUCCAGUUAGUAGCAAACGCAGGAAGGAAGGGUUCCCACAUGUCAUGGAUGAAGAAGCCUUCUUGCCACUGAAUUCUUGCAUCGAGAAGACUCAAGAUGUGGAGAUGCAUUCAGUCACGCAACCUUCAUGGCUCCACGAAUUCACUGGGGUAAUGAUAAAGGCUUCCGGGCCAGUGACUGCCUCCAAGUCUAUUUACGAGGAUGACCAGGCCUACUUAAUCAUGGUCAGCUUGCCAUUUGUUGAUCAGCAGAGGGUGAAGGUUUCGUGGAGGAACACUCUUACUCAUGGCAUUGUGAAGAUCCUUUGUGUUAGUACUGCAAGGAUGCCACACAUAAGAAGACAUGGUAGGAUUUUCAAGCUUGCUGAUCCCUCGCCGGAGCACUGCCCUCCUGGGGAUUUCAUCCGUGAAAUACCUCUAUCUACUCGCAUUCCUGAAGAUGCUAAGCUGGAGGCAUACUUUGAUGAGGCUGCUUCAGUGCUUGAGAUUGUGGUCCCAAAACGAGGAAAUGAGCCUGAAGAACAUGAAGUUAGGGUCUCACUGCGACCUCCUCACUACGGAGCUAAUGAUCUACUUUUGACCUAAGUAAAGUAAGGUCUCUUAGCCAUGUUGCAUCUUGUUUGUAACCCCAGAUUAACGCUGAAAUGACCUGAGAAUCAAGGUUUCAGUAUAAUGCUUGUUGUGUGGCUAGUCUUUUUAGUGCCUGUGCUGUACCUGUACUAAGUCUUCAGCAACAAAGACUUGGCUGCAGACUAGUUUGUUCUAGAUUUUGUGUUAUGGUUGUCUUUUUAACCCUCAUGUUCUACAGUUAUGGUGGGAUUGCUGAUUCUAGAUUCAAUUACCAAAAUAAAAUUCUGAGUUAUCACC